Messenger RNA from Gossypium raimondii (Peruvian cotton), 879 nucleotides. Its product is annotated as protein STRICTOSIDINE SYNTHASE-LIKE 10. The record is from RefSeq and is a predicted model, not a curated record. Gene Ontology annotation, molecular function: strictosidine synthase activity. Gene Ontology annotation, biological process: biosynthetic process. NCBI's taxonomy places the organism in Eukaryota, Viridiplantae, Streptophyta, Magnoliopsida, Malvales, Malvaceae.
AUGGAUUCUACAGGACUCGAGAGCAUCACCUUCGAUUGUAAAGGCGAAAGGCCAUACGUUGGUGUAUUCGACGACAGAAUACUUAGGCAUGAACCAAAUUUUGGUUGGAAAGAAUUUGCUAUUCCUUCAUUAACCAGGGAAAGUAGGUUAUGUGACGGGUCGACAAAUCCCAUGCUUGAACCUGUAUGUGGAAGUGCUUUUGGUUUAAAAUUUAACGACGCAACAUGCGAUCUUUAUAUUGCAGACGUAUACUUUGGUUUGCUAAUGGUUGGACCCAAAGGGGGCGUAGCACAAGUUCUUGUCAAUUCAUUCGAGGGAAUCCUAUUUAGAUUUAUAAAUGGGUUAGACAUCGAUAUCAACACGGGAGUUGUUUAUUUUACAGAUAUCAACAUUAUUUUACAAAGGAGGUAUUUCUUUUCUUUACGAUCAUCAACUGAUCGAACUGGAAGAUUGUUUAGAUAUGAUCCGCGUACAAAAAAGGCAUCUGUAAUGUACAAAGGUUUAAUGUUUCCGAAUGGGGUGGCUUUGAGCCAAAAUCGUUCUUUUCUGCUAGUAGCAGAAACUAUACGAAUGAGAAUAUUAAAAUUCAACCUUAGAGAUAAAGGUGGAUUAAAUAAUAACUAGCCAAAAGUGAUUGCUGAGUUACCUAGAAUUCCUGAUAACAUUAAGAUGAAUGAUAAAGGAGAAUUCUGGGUAAAAACUAGUAAUGAUGGGUCGAAUCCUAUAGGAGUCAAAUACGAUGGAGAAGGUUCUAUUUUACAAGAAUUGGACGGGAAUGGAGGAGCUAUAUUUAAUUCUAUUAGUGAAGUGAACGAGGUGAAUCAAACAUUAUACAUCCGUUCGAUCGUAAAACCUUAUGUUGGGAUUUUAAAAUUUUAA